AUGUAUCCAAAUCAACGACAGCCACGGCCAGGACAUCCACUGCAACAAUUGAAUAUCAGCAAUAUUGAAUGGAACUACCCGGAACCGGCCGUUUCCAGGCCGGACUGUUCGACCUGGGUACGAACAUUACCAUCAUUAUCAGAUAUAUACAUAACAGCAAUCAAUAGCCUUGGUAGUGCGAAUACUACUUUACGUCAAGAUAUUGAUGCACUUGAAAAAAAUGCUGAUGAAAUGAGAGGAAAUAAUCAAGAUUUAAAAGUGAAAGUGCUCGAACUCGAAACAGCAAAUCUACGAUUAUGUGUUGAUAAUGAAAAUCUCAAAAUACAACUCGAUGCUUUGGAAGUAUGUAAUAAUCAACUUAGAAUCGAUCGCGACAACAUACAAGAACAAUUGAAAAAACAGACUGAAAAGUUUGAAGAAUUUCAAAAAAGAAUUGAAAAACUUGAUGAAGAAAAUAAUGGUUUAAAGGGGAAAAUAUCGUCUAUUGAAUCCAAUUUGGUAAAGUUCAUGUUGUCAAAUCGUAACGUUGAAAAGUCACAAGACCAAUAUCUUGGUUUAAGGGUCAAGUUAUCGUCGUGCUAA
Molecule: messenger RNA, 582 nt
Organism: Rotaria socialis
Lineage: Eukaryota; Metazoa; Rotifera; Eurotatoria; Philodinida; Philodinidae
Source: the annotation of a GenBank genome assembly